AUGGACGGUUUUAAUAUUAGUAAUAAACAGCCAUCGCCAUCUGAAAUCGCUCGAAUAACCUUAUCGGAAUGUAUAGCAACUGGUGAAAUUGCAUUGGACGAGGUAAUUGAUGUCGAUGUUUAUAAAGGAAUAAAUGAUAACGACGAGUUUUAUAUCUCAGAAAAUAAUAUUUCAUCAGAUAAUGAUUCACACAUUUGUACAUGGAUUGAUUAUAUACACUCCAAAUCAAAAGAUGAAGCAUCAAUUAGAGGGGAUCGAUUAAACGCUUUAUAUUGUCCAGGAAUUGUAAGACCGCUAUUAGGAAUAUGCCGUGAAUUCCCUUUGUGGACAGGAGUCUUAUUAGAGCAUUUCAAUUCUCCUAAUAAAAGAGGAUCAUCGGCUCGAAUAGAAAGUUACUUCGCCAAUCUUAAAACAUCAAUUUUGUCAAAGAGAACAUCAAAAAUGAGAGCAGACAAAUUUAUAGUUACACAUCUUCGAGCUCUCCGAGGGGACAUUAAAAUGGCUCAAAGCAACCUUCAGAGCAUUGAACUAUAUAAAGAGAAUGUAAAUAAUGAAGAUUCUUUGAAUGAAAAACAAUUAUCAGUAAGAAAUAUCAAAGUGUCAGACACUAAUAUUGUAAUAAAUAAAAAAGGUUACAAUUAUGAUAUUGAUAAUAACAAAAAAAAUCUAUGA
Molecule: messenger RNA, 672 nt
Organism: Macrosiphum euphorbiae (potato aphid)
Lineage: Eukaryota; Metazoa; Arthropoda; Insecta; Hemiptera; Aphididae
Source: the annotation of a GenBank genome assembly